UUGACCUUCCAGCAUGACCUUCCACUUUGUUUUGAAACUAAGUAAAGUUAAAGAUGGGUGUCCUAACUUCACUCUGUUCCCUGCUCUCCUUGCUGUUGGUUGUGAGCGUGGCCAUUGAAGGAAAGUCUGUCCUCAGUUCCAGCCUUGACUAUGAGUAUGAUGAUCUAUCUAUACCUAAUGCAGACAACAACACUGUCAAGAAGAACCUUUCAUUGGAUUGUGUGUUUGAGCUUACACCAUGCUCCAUCACUAUCACUGGUAACCUCAUCCUAGUGCUCUUCUAUGGUGCCCUACUGGCAGGUGCAGCCAAGAUGAUCUCAGAUGGUGCAGAGCUGCUACUGGACCUUGGUCUGCCUGCAGCCAUCAUUGGGGGAGUUGUCCUGCCUCUCCUGGGGGCGAUACCUGACUCUGUUAUGAUAGUGUUCUCUGGAAUGUCAGGGGACAGGGAGGAGGCCAACACACAGAUAGCUGUUGGAAUGGGGACCCUUGCUGGUAGUACCAUCAUGCUACUCACUCUGCCUUGGUUGGGGAGUCUUAUCCUCGCACGUGUGGACCUGGUGCAUGGUCAGGGUGUGGAUGAGAGGACCAGCAAGUUCACCAUCAAGAGCUUCUGGAAACAAGGUGUGUCCUUUCAACCUGAUGUGACGUAUGGUGCCAUCAUCAUGCUCAUCACCACCAUACCCUACUUUGUGGUACAGGGGGCGGACUGGCACUGGGGACCUUCCACCACUCCUAAUAUGACUAACUCCACUAGUGGUCAACCCGACUACAUCAAAAACUCAUCACUGGCCACUUGUAUAAUGGCUACCAUUUUCCUCAUAGCAUUCCUUGUUUUUCAGGUGUUGUUCAGUGUCGGGUCUAGGAGGAAGGAUCAGCUACGCCGAGAAGAAACGAUAAAACGUCGUGUGCUGAAGAGAUUCUAUGUGAACAGCAUCCAAGCAUUCACCACAAAGAAGAGCACUACACCGGCUUCCAGUGCCGUCCAGAAGGCUGACGAGGCUACUGAUGGUCAGGAUGACGAAACUCAGCCAAUACUGCCAGCAACCACUCAGAGGAAGUACGCUAAGACUUGGCAGAUGCACAGAGCCAACAAGGAGGCAGUAAAAGAGGAGACAGAUGCAGAGACUCACAAGCCGGAGAAUAAGGAAGACGUACAUGAGGAGAAAGAAGAUCCAAAAUGGUUGAUUCUAAUCAAGUCCCUUUUCUUUCUGAUUUUUGGUGUCGUCAUGGUGACAGUGUUUUCGGACCCUAUGGUGAACGUUUUGACGGCACUCACUGACAAGACUAACGCUGAGUAUCAAAAUGAAGAGGGUUCAAAGUUCGGACAGUAUAUACCCAUUCCAGUGUUCUACGUGUCAUUUGUGGUGACCCCAAUUUGCUCCAAUGCUAGUGAGAUCAUCUCUUCUCUCAUAUUCGCUGCCAAGAGGAAGAAGACCACCACCUCCAUGACCUACGCACAGCUGUAUGGAGCAGCCACCAUGAACAACACUCUGGGUCUGGCUGUCUUUGCUGGCCUUAUCUACUUCAGAGACCUUGACUGGCAAUUCUCCGCUGAGGUGACAGUGAUCCUGCUCAUAGAGUUUGCUGUUGGGAUCAUUGCCAUAGCAGCUGGUUUUGGGUUCAAGCACACCUACGUGUUUUUCCUGGGAUUGAUUGUGGGAGGUCUCUACUUUUUCUCCAUUCUCCUCAUCUUUCUACUGGAGACCUAUGCAAAAUGGAAAUAGAACAUGCAAUGGACACAUUUACUAGUAGAGAUAUGACUGAGUAGAAUAAAAUCCCAUACAAACACUUUGUUAUUUUGCUGUCUUAUGGUUUUGAAGCUCAAUGAAAACAGAAGAGAAAUGAAA
Messenger RNA from Halichondria panicea, 1847 nucleotides. RefSeq lists its product as uncharacterized. Gene Ontology annotation, cellular component: membrane. The coding region runs from base 54 to 1724 and encodes 556 amino acids. Gene Ontology annotation, biological process: intracellular calcium ion homeostasis; calcium ion transmembrane transport. The transcript is spliced from 15 exons. Gene Ontology annotation, molecular function: calcium:proton antiporter activity. The record is from RefSeq and is a predicted model, not a curated record. NCBI's taxonomy places the organism in Eukaryota, Metazoa, Porifera, Demospongiae, Suberitida, Halichondriidae.